AUGAGCCUCGCGUGGCCUGCGGAGGAGAGGAAGCUGUACUACAUCUCCGGGUCCCCGUACGCGCUGCGCGCCCAGCUCGCGCUCACGGAGAAGGGCAUCCCGUUCACCGCGGUGCUGCUCGACGCCACCAACGGCGGGCUCGGCGGCGACCUGGUGCGGCGCGUCAACCCGCGCGGCCAGAGCCCGUCGUUCGCGGACGGCCCCGACGUGCGCGUGCACGAGUCGCUGGCCAUCCUGCACUACCUGGAGGCCGUGUACACCGACGCCGCGCCGCUCAUGCCGCCGCCCUCGGACCCCGCCGCGCGCGCCCGCGUCCUGCAGCGCAUGCACGAGAGCGACGCGCUGAUGGUCCCGGUGCUCGCGUGCCUGUACAGCGUCUUCGGGAACCCCCCCCUGUACCCGAAGCUGGACCUGGACACGGACGACGGGGCGCGGCGCCUGCGGGACCUGAACCGGCGGGUCGCGGCGGAGCUGCUCGCGUGGGAGGGCCACCUCGCCGCGGGCGCGGGCACCGCCGCGGGGGGCGGGUUCACCGCGGCCGACUGCGCGCUGGCGCCCGCCUACCUGCACCUGUGGCGCCUGGGCGGCGAGGCGCUGUUCGCCAGCCUGCCGCAGGGGAAGAGGUACGUGGAGAUGCUGCUCGAGCGCCCCAGCGUGCGGGCGAACUGGCCCCCGCACUGGCAGCGCGGUCCCGCGCGCCCGCCCUUCUCGACGGUGCACGACGACCUGGUCGACCUCACGCGCAACGCAGAGGACCGGCAGCGGGCGCCGCCCCCGGGCUGA
Molecule: messenger RNA, 783 nt
Organism: Pedinophyceae sp. YPF-701
Lineage: Eukaryota; Viridiplantae; Chlorophyta; Pedinophyceae
Source: the annotation of a GenBank genome assembly